Messenger RNA from Haliotis rubra (blacklip abalone), 943 nucleotides. Its product is annotated as nuclear envelope phosphatase-regulatory subunit 1-like. The transcript has 6 exons. Gene Ontology annotation, cellular component: cytoplasm; Nem1-Spo7 phosphatase complex. Bases 41 to 409 code for a protein of 122 amino acids. NCBI's taxonomy places the organism in Eukaryota, Metazoa, Mollusca, Gastropoda, Lepetellida, Haliotidae. The record is from RefSeq and is a predicted model, not a curated record.
GCCAAUCGCAGAUGAAGUAGCAUAACGUAAACAGAUCAUCAUGGCAGAACAGACGGAAGAUUUAAAGGCGUUUGAGAGGAGGUUGACAGAAGUUAUAGAUAAGCUUCAGCCAGCAGCCAGGUUCUGGAGAAUCAUACUGAUCUUCAUCUCUGUGUGUACAGCAGUAGGGGCAUGGACAUGGCUCUGGGACCCCCUUACACCUCAGGUAUCAUUCACCCAGUCUCUGCUAAACCAUCCUUUCUUCACCAUCAGCUGCCUAGUCCUCGUCAUGCUCUUCCUCUGGGGCAUCCACAAGCGGGUGGUGGCACCAUCCAUAAUUGCUUCGAGAUGCCGGCAAGUCCUUGGAGAUUAUAACAUGUCCUGUGAUGACACAGGGAAGCUUAUUUUGAAGCCCAGGCCAUCAACCUGACAUAAAGACCUAGCCUAGAGCCAGUGGAGGACUUUCAGUGCAGUACAUGUAUUACCAGUGCAUAUCACACCGCUUGCCUGCAGCCAGCAUCCAUGUCUGGGGCCCAUCAUCAUACAGCACUUGGCCCUGAUUGAGGAUGCUGUAGCAGCAGGAUGAAGGUUGAUCAGCAUCUAUUAACCAGCUGUAUAAUUGUUAACUGAGGGGACAAUAUGUAUGACAUUUUAGUUUGAAUUUUAUUGAAUGUUUUUCCCCUUAGUAUGUGUAUGGACUGAGAAAAUAUGACAGUGUGUUGUGAUGAUGUUCAGCUGGAUGACUAUUUGUGGGGAAAUCAUGUAUGAGACCAUGAUGAAUCAUACAAAUUGGAAUAUACAUGGAUAUGUGUCUUCAUUUAUACCUCACCUUGAUAUUUUGUAGUCAUGCUGUCAUUGAUUGUAUGUAAUUAACAAACACUGAAUGAAAUAAUAGAUCCAGAGAAGGCAUUGUAUAGGGAUAUACAGUACAACCAGAAAUUAUUGAGAAUUUAAAGAUUGUAAA